GCGGGCUGUUGGGCCUCAGCUAGUCGGGCGCUUGGAGCCUCUUUUAUUUUCUUGGCGCCGGUCAGGAGAGGCGUCGGCAGCGGCCAUGAGCGGCGGCGUGUACGGAGGAGAUGAGGUUGGUGCACUGGUGUUUGAUAUUGGCUCCUAUACCGUGAGAGCUGGCUAUGCUGGGGAGGACUGCCCAAAGGUUGACUUUCCCACUGCCAUUGGUGUGGUACUGGACCGGGAUGAUGGAAGUUCCAUGAUGGAGAUUGAUGGUGAUAAAAGCAAACAAGGAGGCCCAACUUACUACAUAGACACAAAUGCUUUGCGAGUUCCAAGAGAGAACAUGGAGGCUAUUUCACCUUUGAAAAAUGGAAUGAUUGAAGACUGGGAUGGCUUCCAAGCAAUUUUGGAUCACACCUACAAGAUGCACAUUAAAUCAGAAGCUGCUUUGCAUCCUGUUCUAAUGUCUGAAGCACCAUGGAACACCAGAGCGAAGCGUGAAAAACUGACAGAAUUGAUGUUUGAGCAUUACAAUAUCCCUGCUUUCUUCUUGUGCAAAACUGCAGUACUUACAGCCUUUGCUAACGGCAGAUCCACAGGCUUGAUCUUGGAUAGCGGAGCGACACACACCACUGCAAUCCCUGUGCACGAUGGCUACGUGCUCCAGCAAGGCAUUGUGAAGUCACCUCUGGCAGGGGAUUUCAUUUCCAUGCAGUGCCGGGAGCUCUUUCAGGAAAUGAACAUAGAGAUAAUUCCUCCAUAUAUGAUUGCAUCAAAGGAAGCUGUUCGUGAGGGUUCUCCAGCAAAUUGGAAAAGAAAAGAGAAACUGCCACAGGUCACAAGGACUUGGCACAAUUAUAUGUGCAAUUGCGUAAUUCAGGACUUCCAAGCUUCUGUCCUACAAGUGUCUGAUUCCACAUACGAUGAACAGGUGGCUGCACAGAUGCCAACUGUACACUAUGAGUUCCCCAACGGUUACAACUGUGACUUUGGUGCUGAGCGACUAAAAAUUCCUGAAGGCUUGUUUGACCCUUCUAAUGUAAAGGGUUUAUCUGGCAACACAAUGCUUGGUGUGAGUCAUGUGGUCACCACAAGUGUUGGGAUGUGCGACAUAGACAUCAGGCCAGGCCUCUACGGUAGUGUCAUCGUAGCAGGAGGCAAUACACUACUACAGAGCUUUACGGACAGACUGAAUAGGGAACUCUCUCAAAAAACCCCUCCAAGCAUGCGGCUAAAGCUGAUAGCAAACAAUACAACUGUGGAGCGAAGGUUUAGUUCCUGGAUUGGAGGUUCCAUUUUGGCUUCUCUGGGUACUUUCCAACAGAUGUGGAUCUCCAAGCAAGAAUAUGAAGAGGGAGGAAAGCAGUGUGUCGAAAGGAAAUGCCCAUAACUUUUGUGCUCUAAGAAAUUCUGCCUUCCCCAGCACUUUUAAUAUUCAAUAGCUUUAGCAUACUCAGGAAUGGAAGUUUUGUCUCUUUUGUAGGAAACAUACUUUUUGUGCAUUCUUUAAUUUCAAUUUUAAACAAACUAUAGGUACUAUUUUAAAAGGCCAAACUGGUUCUUUCAUGACAAAUGGGUGCCUGCAUCCGUUGUAAAAUGCAAUAACUCUUAUACAAACUUUUUUAUGAUUUUGUAUAAAUAUCUAUUUUCUGCAAAAACCUUUUUUCCUAGAAGGUGACAAAGCUACAAUCUAUGGAUGUAAUUUCUUGCCUUUCAAUGACAUUUCUAAGAAAUGUGUCUACUUUCAGACUAGUCUUCCUUGUUACGUUGGCCUUAAUAAAUUCCUCUAGUUUGUCA
Messenger RNA from Varanus komodoensis (Komodo dragon), 1782 nucleotides. RefSeq names its product actin like 6A (gene ACTL6A). NCBI's taxonomy places the organism in Eukaryota, Metazoa, Chordata, Lepidosauria, Squamata, Varanidae. Gene Ontology annotation, biological process: regulation of transcription by RNA polymerase II; nervous system development. Gene Ontology annotation, molecular function: chromatin binding. The transcript has 14 exons. The record is from RefSeq and is a predicted model, not a curated record. Gene Ontology annotation, cellular component: SWI/SNF complex; NuA4 histone acetyltransferase complex. The coding region runs from base 86 to 1375 and encodes 429 amino acids.